This is a messenger RNA of Rotaria sp. Silwood1, 1299 nucleotides long. Lineage: Eukaryota; Metazoa; Rotifera; Eurotatoria; Philodinida; Philodinidae. The record is from the annotation of a GenBank genome assembly.
AUCCUAUUGUAACAAAACUAGGUAUGAAAAAGGUGUUCCUAUAAUGUCGGUUAUGUCAGAUUUUGUUGUUUUUCAUGCUUAUAAUUGCACACGUCCAAAUAGUUACAUUAUCAUCGCAUCCCAUUCGGAUUUUGUUGUCGUUGAACUUUAGAUUUGGAAAUAAUUUAUAUAAUUUUAAGUCUUUGAAUUCAACAAAAGCUACUUUUCUCAUAGAGAUAUUAUCAGCGUAUGACAAUUAAAGAUUUCGAUAUGUCCUUCUUGUGAUUCAUCAUGGAUCACAUUGGAUAUGGCGAGAAUUCAUGCGUACACAAUCGAUCGAUUUAAUUGUGUUUCGUAUUUUUAUUUCGUAGGCAUAUAUUGAAAACAUUUUUCAUUGUAGUUCUUCCACAUAUGCGUUUCGAUGCCAGAUGGGUCCAGAAUGGUAUCAUUGUCGCUGGUGGUUACGGUGAAGGUGAGGCAUUUAAUCAACUUUCACUUCCUCAUGGUCUCUAUGUGAAUGACGAUGACACCAUCUUAAUCGUUGAUUUGGCCAAUCAUCGUAUUGUGGAAUGGAAAUACGAUGCGACAUUUGGUCAAGUAGUGGCAGGUGGUAAUGGAAAAGGAAAUAGAAUUGAUCAAUUGAAUAGGCCAACGGAUGUUAUUACCGAUAAAAAAACAGACAGUCUUAUCAUUUGUGAUCGAGGAAAUCGACGAGUGGUACGAUGGUCUCGUCGAAAGGGCACAACAAGUGGAGAAAUAAUCAUCGAAGAUAUUGAUUGUUGGGGAUUGACGAUAGAUGAUCAAGGAUUUUUCUAUGUCUCUGAUUAUAAAAAAGAUGAAGUAAGACGAUACCGAAUCGGAGAAACAAAUGGAACAUUAGUAGCAGGUGGAAAUGGACAUGGUAAUCGUCUCAAUCAACUUGAUUGGCCUCAAUACAUCGCUGUCGAUCAAGAUUAUUCAGUAUACGUGUCCGAUUGGAACAACCAUCGUGUAAUCAAGUGGAUUGAAGGUGCAACAGAAGGCAUUGUGGUGGCGGGUGGCCGAGGUAAAGGCUAUGAUUUUACUCAAUUGUCUUAUCCUAACGGAAUAUUUGUCGAUCCGUUCGGAACAGUCUAUGUCGCAGAUCAGGGAAAUCAUCGAGUGAUGCGUUGGUUGAAAGGUUCAACGGAAGGAAAUCUUAUUGCUGGUGGAUAUGGUGAAGGUAAUCGAGCAGAUCAAUUGAGCAGUCCAGCUGGUUUAUCACUCGAUCGACGUGGCAAUCUCUAUGUCGCCGAUAGCAAAAACAAUCGAGUUCAACGAUUCUUAAUCCAAGCGAGCUGA